GCAGGAGACCCCGGCUCUCUGGGGCUCUGCAGCUCCAGGCUGUCUGUCCAGACCCUCAAAGGUCUGGAGAGCAGUGUCUCAUCCCCAAGCCGAGAGCAUGGGGUGUGCUGAUUUAAAAACAGAAAAUGCAAAGUUGGACUGAAAAUAUCCUUAGUCUUCCAAGCAAUCUGCUUAAGGGUUCCAAAGUUACCUUCGUUUGGUGAGCGAGGAGGCUGCCCUAUUUUCCCCCCUUUCUUUCCUUUCUUCUUCUUUUACCACCGGAACCAGCCAUUUCCCAAAGCCGCCACCAUGGAGGUUGCAAUGGUGAGCGCGGAGAGCUCAGGGUGCAACAGUCACUUGCCUUACGGGUACGCGGCCCAGGCCCGGGCCCGCGAGCGAGAGAGGCUGGCGCACUCCCGGGCCGCUGCAGCCGCGGCGGUCGCAGCGGCCACUGCCGCUGUGGAAGGCAGUGGAGGCUCCGGGGGGCCCCAUCAUCACCAGACCCGUGGGGCCUGCACCUCCCAUGACCCUCAGGGUGGCCGCGGUAGUCGGAGGAGGAGGCGACCGAGGCCCGAGAAGAAGAAAGCCCACCACCGGCAGAGCAGCUUCCCUCACUGCUCGGACUUGAUGCCCAGCGGCUCCGAGGAGAAGAUCCUGAGGGAGCUGAGCGAGGAGGAAGACGAGGAGGAUGAAGAAGAGGAGGAGGAGGAAGGGGGAAGGCUGUACUAUAGCGAGGAGGAUCGCGGCGAUGAGUGCUCCUACACGGACUUGCUGCCCCAGGAGGACGGCGGCGGUGGUUACAGCUCCGUCCGCUACAGUGACUGCUGUGAGCGCGUGGUCAUCAACGUGUCCGGCCUGCGCUUCGAGACACAGAUGAAAACCCUGGCCCAGUUUCCAGAGACUCUGCUGGGAGACCCUGAGAAGAGGACUCAGUACUUUGACCCUUUGCGCAACGAGUAUUUUUUUGAUAGGAACAGGCCCAGCUUCGAUGCCAUCUUGUAUUAUUACCAGUCCGGAGGGCGCCUCAAGAGGCCGGUCAACGUUCCCUUUGACAUCUUUACUGAGGAGGUGAAGUUCUACCAGCUGGGCGAGGAAGCCCUGCUCAAGUUCCGUGAGGAUGAGGGAUUCGUGAGGGAAGAGGAGGACAGGGCACUGCCAGAGAAUGAGUUCAAAAAGCAGAUCUGGCUUCUCUUCGAGUAUCCGGAGAGCUCCAGUCCCGCCAGGGGCAUAGCCAUCGUGUCCGUCCUGGUCAUUUUGAUCUCCAUCGUCAUCUUUUGCCUGGAGACUUUGCCCGAGUUCAGGGACGACAGGGACCUGGUCAUGGCACUGAGCACUGGCGGACACAGCGGGUCCUUGAACGACACCUCGGUGCCCCGUCUGGAGAACUCGGGGCACACCAUCUUCAACGACCCCUUCUUCAUUGUGGAGACUGUGUGCAUCGUGUGGUUUUCCUUUGAGUUUGUGGUCCGCUGCUUUGCGUGUCCCAGCCAAGCCCUCUUCUUCAAGAACAUCAUGAACGUCAUUGAUAUCGUGUCCAUCUUGCCUUAUUUCAUCACCCUGGGCACGGACCUGGCCCAGCAGCAGGAGGGCAGCAACGGGCAGCAGCAGCAGGCCAUGUCGUUUGCCAUCCUCAGGAUCAUCCGCCUCGUCCGCGUGUUCCGGAUCUUCAAGCUCUCCAGACACUCCAAAGGCCUGCAGAUCCUGGGCCACACGCUCCGAGCCAGCAUGCGCGAGCUGGGCCUCCUCAUCUUCUUCCUCUUCAUCGGUGUCAUCCUCUUCUCCAGCGCCGUGUACUUUGCUGAGGCGGAUGAGCCCACCACACAUUUCCAAAGCAUCCCCGACGCAUUCUGGUGGGCCGUGGUCACCAUGACUACCGUGGGCUAUGGGGACAUGAAGCCCAUCACGGUAGGGGGCAAGAUUGUGGGGUCCCUAUGUGCCAUCGCGGGUGUCCUAACCAUUGCCUUGCCCGUGCCAGUGAUCGUCUCUAACUUCAACUAUUUCUACCACAGAGAGACUGAAAAUGAGGAACAGACGCAGCUGACACAAAACGCAGUCAGUUGCCCAUACCUCCCUUCCAACCUCCUCAAGAAAUUUCGGAGCUCCACUUCUUCCUCCCUGGGGGACAAGUCCGAGUAUCUAGAGAUGGAGGAAGGAGUGAAGGAGUCUCUGUGUGCGAAGGAGGAGAAGUGUCAGGGGAGGGGGGACGACAGCGAGACAGAUAAGAACAACUGCUCCAAUGUGAAGGCUGUGGAGACCGAUGUGUGAAUGGCUCGCGCUGCCAGCCACGCCCCCUAGCAUCUCCAAAUAUAUUUAUGCAUAGGCAGUGCAGUUAUGAAAAUGAAAUAUGCAAAUGAGUCCAAUGCAUACGGUAGUAGCCAUGGAAUGGUAAUACGUGGCAUAAUUGUUACUAAACUUGUAUCACAUGUCAAAUAAAUGAAACAU
Messenger RNA from Octodon degus (degu), 2421 nucleotides. RefSeq names its product potassium voltage-gated channel subfamily A member 4 (gene Kcna4). Gene Ontology annotation, cellular component: voltage-gated potassium channel complex; membrane. The transcript has a single exon. Gene Ontology annotation, biological process: protein homooligomerization; potassium ion transmembrane transport. Gene Ontology annotation, molecular function: protein binding; delayed rectifier potassium channel activity; potassium ion binding. Bases 289 to 2244 code for a protein of 651 amino acids. NCBI's taxonomy places the organism in Eukaryota, Metazoa, Chordata, Mammalia, Rodentia, Octodontidae. The record is from RefSeq and is a predicted model, not a curated record.